Exophiala oligosperma is the source of this 1209-nucleotide messenger RNA. RefSeq lists its product as uncharacterized. The record is from RefSeq and is a predicted model, not a curated record. Gene Ontology annotation, biological process: amino acid metabolic process; biosynthetic process. Gene Ontology annotation, molecular function: transaminase activity; pyridoxal phosphate binding. Lineage: Eukaryota; Fungi; Ascomycota; Eurotiomycetes; Chaetothyriales; Herpotrichiellaceae. The transcript has 4 exons. Bases 1 to 1209 code for a protein of 402 amino acids.
AUGUCAUUCACUGUCACCUCGACCAUGGCAGAAAUCCCAAUGCUCGAAUAUGAUCUAUCUAUCGCGGAAAAUCGAACCAUCGAAGAUGAGGCUACUGGUAUUAUUUCGAAUUUUCUCCGGCAGAAAUUGCAACCCUCGCACUUGCUCUACAACAAACAUAUUCAAGGCGACCCAGCCCUGCUAUGUGCAGUAUCAAGGCUUUUCAACGACCACUUCGAUCCUUGCCAGGAGGUUCAACCUUCUCACAUCGCCCUCAGCCCCGGAGCAUCGAGCUGUUUGACAACCCUGGUCGGAGCUCUCUGCAGCAAGAACGAUGGCGUCUUGAUCCCCACGCCGUAUUGGAAUGGCUUUGACUUUCAUAUAGAAAGGCAAGCACAGGUUCGCGCCGUUCCGGUAAUUUUCGACAAUUUCGUCGACUCUUUCAACUCGACCGCCAUUGUGAGAGCACUCGAGAAAGCAAUGGACGAGGCUGCUUGCCCGGUAAGAGCAGUGGUCAUAACAAACCCUCACAACCCUCUGGGCCGCUGCUACUCAGCGGACAAUUUGCUGUCGAUUGCUGAAUUCUGUGGCCGUCGAGGACUACAUUUGAUAUCAGAUGAGGUUUAUGCACUCUCAGGGUUUGAUCGAGAUUCUGGGUUUGUCUCCGUGCUGUCUCUGGAGUUGGACCAAGUCAAGUGUGCAACCUCACAGGUCCAUGUUCUCUGGACAAUGAGUAAAGAUUUUGGAUGCAGUGGAGUACGAAUGGCGGCUCUUGUCUCGCAAGACAACCCAGAGCUGCUUCAAACAGUCUCAUUGACAGGAUGCCUUCAAAUCUCCAAUCUGGCAACUUUGGCAGCUUUGGCCAUCCUUACCUCACCACAUAUUUCAGGUUUGAUCAUGACGAGUCGAUUAGAACUGAGCGUAUGCUAUCACAUGAUAAUCGACUUUCUCGAGAGAAGAGGACUAGACUAUAUUCCAGCUACGACGGGACUGUAUGUCUUUACCCGCCUCCUUCCAACUGGGUACGAUCGUGUUUCCGAAUCACAGCUAUCAGAGAUCCUCAAGGCUUCAGGCAUCCUCGUUGGUACCGGGCAGCAGUACCAUGCACCAAACGCAGCAAGAGGAUGGUUCCGGCUAGUGUUUUCGUUGGGUACAGGACGGCUGCGCCCCGCGCUUGUCCGACUUGGAUCAGUUCUCGAUUCGGUACUGGAUAAUAGUUGCAGUACGUGA